Molecule: messenger RNA, 816 nt
Organism: Anopheles coustani
Lineage: Eukaryota; Metazoa; Arthropoda; Insecta; Diptera; Culicidae
Product: seminal metalloprotease 1-like
Exons: 4
Coding region: 1-816 (271 amino acids)
Biological process (GO): proteolysis
Molecular function (GO): zinc ion binding; metalloendopeptidase activity
Source: RefSeq, a predicted model, not a curated record
AUGUUCCACUUCCAAACGUUUAGCUUGGCCGUGUUGUGCGUAGCAUUGGCUCAGGCCAGGGUGCUGCCGAACAGUCCGGAGAACAUCGCCCGGCUUCGUCAGCUGCGUCCGGGCGAGCUGGCGGAAGAGCUGAGCGGUCAGUUCGAAGGCGAUAUAGUCCUAACUGAGGAGCAAGAGCGUGAUAUGUUGGCUAACAGACGGAAUGGGUUGAUUGCCGAAAUCGAUCGCUGGCCGAAUAAUGUCAUUCCAGUGCUUAUUCAGGAAGAGGACUUUACUCCGGAGCAGGUCGAGUACAUCAAACGUGGCAUGCGUCAGCUCGAGGCCGUCUCCUGCGUGAAGUUUGUGAAGUUCGAGGAGAAGCAUGAAGAUUUCGUGCGUCUCUCGGGCUACAAUUCCGGGUGCUACUCCUCGGUUGGCCGCCGGGGCCGAUCACAAGUCCUCAAUCUCCAACCGUACCCUAUCGAGUCGGGAUGCUUCAAUUUGGCGACGAUCAUGCAUGAAUUCCUGCACACGCUCGGCUUCUACCAUCAGCAGAGUGCCAGCGAUCGGGACGAGUAUGUCGACAUCAUCUGGGAGAACAUACAGGAGGGCAGGGAGCACAACUUCGAGAAAUUCUCGCCCCGGACGGUGACGGACUUUAACGUGCGCUACGACUACGGCAGUGUGAUGCACUACAGCGCGACCGCAUUCAGUAUGAAUGACCAGCCCACCAUCGUACCGAAGGAUCCUAAAGCUGAAAUCGGACAGCGUGUGGGAUUGAGCGAACGGGACAUUUCCAAGCUGAACCACAUGUACAAAUGUCUGGUAAAAGGCUAA